This is a messenger RNA of Balaenoptera musculus (blue whale), 876 nucleotides long. RefSeq names its product gem nuclear organelle associated protein 6 (gene GEMIN6). Gene Ontology annotation, molecular function: RNA binding. Bases 104 to 604 code for a protein of 166 amino acids. Gene Ontology annotation, cellular component: SMN complex; nucleus. NCBI's taxonomy places the organism in Eukaryota, Metazoa, Chordata, Mammalia, Artiodactyla, Balaenopteridae. Gene Ontology annotation, biological process: spliceosomal snRNP assembly; spliceosomal complex assembly. The record is from RefSeq and is a predicted model, not a curated record. The transcript is spliced from 3 exons.
CUGGACUCCGGCAGGCUCGGCUCAAGAGACUCCUUCCUUCCAGCGCGGUUGCUGAGGACCUGGCGGUGCUGGGAGUUUUAACUGAUCUAGCCAGCUGGCAACCAUGAAUGAAUGGAUGAAGAAAGGCCCCUUAGAAUGGCAAGAUUACACUUACAAAGAAGUCAGAGUGACAGCCAGUGAGAAGGAGUAUAAAGGAUGGGUUUUAACCAUAGACCCAGUCUCUACCAAUAUUGUCCUUGUGAACUUCCUUGAAGAUGGCAGCAUGUCUGUGACCGGAAUUAUGGGACAUGCUGUGCAGACUAUUGAAAUUGUGAAUGAAGGGGACCAUAGCGUGAGAGAGAAGCUGAUGCAUUUGUUCAUGUCUGGAGACUGUAAGGCGUACAGCCCUGAGGAUCUGGAAAAGAGGAAGAACAGCCUGAAGAAAUGGCUGGAGAAGAACCACAUCCCAAUCACUGAAGAGGGAGAUUCACGAAGGACUCUCUGUGUGGCUGGGGUCUUGACUAUAGACCCACCAUAUGGUCCAGAAAAUUGCAACAGUUCUAAUGAAAUUAUUUUGUCCCGUGUUCAGGAUCUUAUUCAAGGACACCUUGCAGCUUCCCAAUGAGAGGCCAAGAACUAUGGAUGCACUGAUUGAAAUAAGACUUCAGUUUUUGAAAAUUCUUUGUUGUUUUUGGUAAAAUCAAAGAUGGGGAUUAUCAGUGUUAAUAAGUGAACUGGGCAAGGAUGACAUCACAAACAAAUAAAAUUAACAUAGGGACAUCAGAAUUAUAAGAGCCUUUCCUUUUGAUGAGGAUACACCUCCACUUCUGUCAGGCAAGAAAUGUAUGUGAAAAAGAUGCAACAUGUUAGAUUCAAUAUAAAAUGCUAAGGUAAAAU